UGCCAAAACUAGCUCGCGAAACACCAAAUCGUAGUCUCUCUCUCUCUUUCUUUCUCUUUAUCCACGCCAACCCCGAUUUAUAUGGAUAGUGUUCUCCUCUCUUCUUACACAUAAUCCUAAAUCCUCUUCAUCUCAACUUGUUCCUUGUCUUCUGUCUCUGCCGCCAAACCCAACGCCUCCUACGAACACCACCAACAACCUCUUCAAGACUUCCACACAACCCCCAAAACUCGUUCAUGUAAUCCGGAUCCUCCGAUCCAAACCCGCUUCCCUGAUCCGAUCCGACUCCACCAUGACGCGGCGGUGCUCGCAUUGCAGCCACAAUGGCCACAACUCCCGCACGUGCCCCAACCGCGGCGUCAAGCUCUUCGGCGUGCGACUCACCGACGGCGGCAUCAGGAAGAGUGCUAGCAUGGGAAAUCUGACCCACUAUGCCGGGUCGGGUUCGGGUCUGCUCCAUAACAACCCGGACUCUCCAGGCGAGGCUGCUGAUCACUCUGCUGCAGCUGACGGUUAUGCUUCCGAGGACUUCGUGCCCGGAUCGUCUUCUAGCUGCCGGGAACGUAAAAAAGGCACCCCAUGGACAGAGGAGGAGCAUAGGAUGUUUUUGCUUGGACUACAGAAACUUGGUAAAGGCGAUUGGCGUGGAAUCGCUCGCAAUUAUGUUAUUUCGAGAACGCCUACACAAGUGGCUAGCCAUGCUCAGAAAUAUUUCAUUAGGCAAUCUAAUGUAUCAAGGAGAAAAAGACGAUCUAGCCUGUUUGAUAUCGUAGCAGAUGAUUCAGUUGACACUCCAAUGGAACAACUGGAUUUAUUACCUGAAAACCAUCUAGAAGAUGAAACUGAAAACAACCACCCAUUGCCUGCUCCUCCAGCUUUGGAUGAAGAAUGCGAAUCAAUGGCAUCUACGAACUCAGAUGGAGAACCUUCCCCUCCAAAGCCUGAUAACUCACAGUCAUGUUAUCCAGUGAUGUAUCCUGCUUAUUUCUCACCUUUUCCGUUUCCUUUUCCAAUGUGGCCUGGAUACAGUACUGAGCCACCUAAGGUGGAUACACAUGAGAUACUUAAGCCAACAGCGGUACAUUCAAAGAGCCCUAUUAAUGUGGAUGAGCUAGUAGGCAUGUCGAAUCUGAGUUUAGGAGAGCCUAAAGGUCAAGCCGGUCCCUCCUCGCUUUCACUAAAUCUUGUUGAAGGUUCCUCUAGGCAAUCGGCUUUCCAUGCAAAUCCAAGUUCUGGCAGUUCGAAUAUGAAAUCAGGUGGUAGUCCAAUUCAUGCGCUUUAGUGAUUAGCCUUCUUGGCUUGGAAUUUCACAGGUUAUGGUUGUUAAUACAAGAUUAGUCAUGUGUAGUAUGGUUUGGGUGUGAGUUGUUGGAUCACUUCAAUAAGGGGGUUUUAAACUUUAAUCUAUAGUUGUUAUAGUAUUUAGGUUGUAUCAAACUACCAAUUAUUUAAAUCUUUUGACAUUUUGUGUUGCCUCCAACUCAAGUGGUUGUUCUUCCCUUAGCGUUAGUCAUGUAGACAAUAUAAAUUAAGGAAGGAACACCUCUGCACCUGUAGAAUGGUAACUGUAAUAUGAAUAUGUUUGAUUAUCUAC
Messenger RNA from Fragaria vesca subsp. vesca, 1594 nucleotides. Its product is annotated as transcription factor MYB1R1-like. The record is from RefSeq and is a predicted model, not a curated record. The coding region runs from base 293 to 1282 and encodes 329 amino acids. Gene Ontology annotation, molecular function: DNA binding. Gene Ontology annotation, biological process: response to gibberellin; response to auxin; response to ethylene. NCBI's taxonomy places the organism in Eukaryota, Viridiplantae, Streptophyta, Magnoliopsida, Rosales, Rosaceae. The transcript has 3 exons.